GGAGAGGCACAACGGAGACUGGGGCGCACGAGAGACGGAGAGCUGGAAUUGCAGAGGCAGAGACGCACGGGCGCACGGUCGAUUUUUGCCUCCCGCAUACCGGGGAGUCCCGUGCCUGUCACUGAAACCAGAGUGCAGGGCUCGAGUGCGGUUGUGUCAACACCUUAGUUAGACAGAGGACCGUUAACCAACGUCCCUGCAACCUAUUUUAUUUUUUAAAAUCUCUCUCCCCCCGUUUUUUUUUUUUUUUUUUUUUUCCUGCUUUCCCGUCUUUGUGGGUGCAGAUAUUGAUGUGAGCCAGAGGAACGUUUUUUUUUUUUUUUUCUUUUUUUCCCGUUGAGUUGCACGAGACGGUGGCGCGCGACGGCAGGAGGAGACAGCGUUUACAUUGAUGUGGGAGGACUAUCUGCCUCCGACUCGGGGAGCUCAGAUGAAGGGGGAAUGCAGCGCGCCGACGGCUGCAGCUCCGUGACCCGGGCGAGAAGAGGAGUGAGCCGCGAGCCGCCGACAGCCGCGCGUUGACACCGCGACAGCUCCAGCGGGCAGCAGCGCGAGCCCCCAGACUCUCUCUCUCCCUCUCUCUCCCUUGCAACCAUGGGCAAAAGACAGGAGCAGAGGGAGGAGAGAGAAGUAUGUGAGCUCUCCACUGCAGUAUUGAUGACCCAAUGAUCCCCUGCAGAACAGAGCCAGUCAGGCAGACAGAGUGAGGCUCAACUCAGAAUCAAAAUCAGAAUCAGCACCACAACCAUUCUGUAAAAGCAACCAAUUGAGCAGGAUAUGAAUGGUCUUUGAAUCUUCUCGCCAGCUGUUAGACGAAGACAGCUACAAAGAAGAAACGCUCAUUUACAUACAGCUGAAAACAUCCCUCUUUUCCCUGCCUCAUUACCAGCAAAACUAUUCACUGAAUGAGUGGCUUGUCAGAUCACCUACAUUCAGUCCAAACUGGGGCUCCAGUGGGCUGUGGUGAGACCCAGGCAGAGGAAAAGGGGUGUGUGCCAGGGCUUGAGGGGCUGGAAGGGCCUGAGUUCUGGACUAGGGACCUCGGGCUCCAGGGGGGGUUUCAGGAUUCCUCUCAAGAUGGACUGGCACUGGUGACCUCCGACCACAUCCCCCCCUCCUCUCCUUCCACCCUGGCCAACGGCAUCCAUCCGCAGAGAAGACUGGGGCACAGCACUUUUCGGCGGAGGCAGACAGAGACUCACACAACCGCUGAGACGCAUACAUUUGAGGAUAGAAACAUGCAAACACACAUAGACCCAGAUAUACCAGCUUUUUCACAUGCACUUAUGGAUAAUUGCGGCCAUAUGGAUAUAAAGACACAUUCAAGCUCUGUAGGGUUGGACCACACCAAAACCCCCACACCAGAGGCCGUACACACAACUUCACCUCAGCCCUUGUCUUUGGUACUUGGCAAUCGUCCUGCCUCCACCAGUCAGCUGACACCAGCCCCAGUGCGGACUGCAGAGACAGACAUGCCCUCAACCUUUUGUCCAGUUCCUACUGGUCCAAACCCAAGCCCAAACACAGACUCUUCUCCUCUCCCUAUGGAGACAGAAAAGAAGUAUGCACUCCGCAGCUCUGGACGUCCUCGCUUCCCCUGUCACCUGCGCAAAUCCUCCCGCCUCCGCCGAAGCAUAGAGGAUGGGGAAAAAAGGGCAGGAAGGGAGAAAGGAGGAGAGGAGGAGGAUGAGGUAUUAGAGGAGAAGAUCUGGAGGGUUAAAGAAGAGGAGGUAGCUAUUGGUGAUAAAGAAGAGCAUUUAUCUGUGGAGGCAGUUCUCCCCACAGCUACCUGUCAUACAGACCUCCCUCUUGCUCUAACUGUACCUAAACCUGUCCCUAAAGCUAUACCUAAACCUGGGCCCAGACUUGGGCAUAGGCCUGGACCUAAAUCCAGGUCUAGGCCCGCACCAAAAUCUGUCCAAAAGGCAGGUCCUAAAAGUGUAAUGAAACAACGUCAGGCAGCCCAAUCCAUCCAUCAUCGUGCUACACCUCAUCUCCCAUUUGCCAACACAUCCACCAUCCCUGCACCUCUGUUAACUAUGAAGGAGGAGCCUGUUGCGGAGUUGGGGGUAUGUCCUCCUAAUAACCGCAGACGUGGUCGUUUUGUUGGUGUCAGGAAGAUUGUGGUCAAGGUGGCUCGCAUUCCUGUCAGCCUCAGUCGUCGACAGAAGAGCUACAAAAUUUCUAACAUGGAGACAGUUACAGGACCAGAGAAAGGUAAUGAUGGCAGUGCGGAGGGCUCAGAGGCAGUUCGAGAGCCAACUGCACUCCUGCGCAUGAAGAACAAUGGAAAGAGUGUUAUGGUGAUGUUCCCUCCCGGAGAACUCCCUGUAAUUCUCAAACGCAGACGGGGACGGCCACCUAAGCAACCUUUGCCAGGAAUACAGGGGGAGACUCCAAAUGUUGGGAAUGUUAGUGGUAACGGAGACCAGCCCAAGAAGCCCCGGAGGAGACGUCGGACUAAACUCCCAUUUCCUUGUCCAUCGUAUGUUAAUGAUACAAAUGAUGUGAAAACAGAAUAUGGAGAUGUUCUCUCCAAACUGGCCUUUCUUAACCGCCAGCCCCCUGCCACUGGCCGCUCCUCUCCCCCUCGUUGUUGGACGCCUAGUGAGCCAGAAAGCUUUCAUGCCCCCUUGGAAAACCCCGGAAUAUCCACACUGCUCCACCGGCUCACUGGGUUUAGACGACCCCGAGGUGGCAGAGGAGGGGGCACUGGAAGAGGUGGAGGUGCAGCAGGGGGCAUUGGGGGCAGUGAGUGCAAUAAGAGCACAUUCAGUGACUUCUUUGAAUCCAUUGGGAAAAAGCGUAAACUGAGCCCACUGUCUGAGCAUGGAUUACCUAGGAAAAGGGGGAAGGGGGUGGGUGGGGUGGGUAGGGGUGGGGGUAUGGUAGGAACAGAGCCUGGGGGAGAGAAAAUUGUCCGGAAAAGGCGUAUGAGAAAAAAUGGUGCAUGUAAAGGAGGUGGGGUGUCCAUGGGGCAGGACUGGCCGAAUGGGGCCGGUGGCUGGGGGGAAGAGGGGGCUAUGGACAAGGAGAAAGUUUUGGGUGGGUAUCAGCUCUGUGGCUCUCCAAGGGGGGGUUUUUCCUCAUGCGAUGUUGGAAGGGGAGGUGCCUAUGGCGGCCCAGGAGCAGGUAGAGGGGUUGGGCCGGCAGGGGAAGACUCACAAAGCCUUUUCGCUGGUUAUUUUCGAUCUCUGCUCGAUUCAGAUGAUUCCUCAGACCUGUUGGACAUCUCCUCAUCCUCACAGUCGGACCCCCGCAAAGCCUCGUCUACCCCUGGUUAUGAGCCAUCAAGCCCAGCAACUAGUCAAAGCUGGUCUCCUGCAUUUCCUAAGUGGAGCACUAAGGGUGGUAGUUCUGGCGUGGAGGGUUCGACCCAGACUCAUUGUUCCUCAGCCAGGCCUCCGUACAGCUAUGGCAGCUUGGCCCAAACGUCACCUACCACAUCGACGUAUCCUAAAUCCACUCCUCCAUCACUCUCACAUUCGCCUAGCUCCCCCCAUCCUGCCUCUUACGGCCACUACUCCUCCAGCUACUCCUGCUCUUCUCCUGCGGUGCCACAGAGGUCGUCGGACUGCAGCUUUGCAUAUGGGUCCGGUCACAGCAGUGGUAAGGCCACUGUCGGUCAGAUGGGUUUUUCUGGCUAUCAGGCAGCUGCGAAGCGAGGAUUUAGUGGAUAUUCAGCAGCAAGCCAUUCCUCCCUGGGGCGGGGGGAAUCAGCAGGACCCACAUCACCUGGAGGAGGGUACAUGUCUGUGGCCAAAAGUAGCCCCUUCAGCUCCUCUCCGCCAGAAGGUUUCAAACAGUACAACCUCAAUCAGUGGAGCUACAGACAAGGUUUUGGUGGCUGGCCAACAGACAGCUUUGGAUCUCAGUAUCAUGGCUAUAGCGAAUACGGCUCCAAUGAGUCCAAAGACAUCUUGGAUAUUUCAAAUUACACUCCCCAGAAGGCCAAGCGACAACCGUUUCCUGAAAGUUUAUCAGAAUCCUCCUCUGACUCUUCACAUCUUGGCUCUGCAGCCACUGGUAGUGGCCCUAGCGCCACGGCUGGCCCAUACAAGCAGAAUGAAGCUGUUUCUGUUAGCGCAGAGGGGGGACAAUCAAGUCUGUCUAGCCUGGAGAAGUUGAUGAUGGAUUGGCAUGAGAGCGCCUCAGGGCCUUCCUAUAACUGGAGCCAGAACGUCCUCUUCCAGGGUGGAGGAACCAGUAAACCCGGCCGUGGCCGCAGAAAACGGACCGAGCCACAGUCAGAAAAAGACGGCGGUUCUGCUUUACAUUCUGACUCCCCAUCCAGUCCCUCCCCAACACCUGCUCCUGGACCUAAACGGGGAGGGGUUGGAGGACGAGGCAGAGGGUCCAGGGGAGGUAGAGGUGGUCUGUCUCCCUGUCAGAGAGAGCGUCUGUCUGGAUCUAAAGGCAGGGGCAAAGCUGCCGCUACAUCAGCAGCGGGACUAGUAGCGUCUGCCGGGGGUCCAGAGGGGUCUGGUCUGUUUCAGGAGGGUCUGGAUUAUUAUAGUGGAGACAGUAGCAGCCUCUCUCCUCUUGCCACUCCUAAUCCUGCACCACCUUCCAGCUACCUCCAGGACCCCUGCGAGUACCCCUCCCCUUAUUCUGCCCACCCCUCCACACCUUCCUCUGAGGAGCGAUAUCCAGCUUUAUACCCUGGAGAGUCCUCUUCCCUCUCACCCAGCGUCUCUUCGCCACCUUACCCUCCCAAGCCCACCCCGCCUCCGCCCCAAACUUACCUUAUCCCCUCCAGGACCUUCUCGCCCUCUUGCUCCCCUUCACCACGGGUAACGCCCCACUGUGGCACUGCGUUGAGCCCUUCUCACCGCCCCCCGCCAAAAGACCCCCAGUUUUCACAGUAUGACUCUCCCAGCUAUUGCAGCUCCCCCUACUGGUACGGACAGACGUCGCACAGCAGCAGCCCGAGCCCACACUCAAACACAGCCCUGCAUGCACACAGCAACCCGCACACGAGUCCACACGGAGCCACACAUGGCAAUUCGCUCACCAGCCCAAAUGCAAACACACACAUGACCCCGACUCCCCACGACACGCAUCAUCAUAACACGCCCCCCCACGCAAACCUGAGCUCACACACCACCUCACAUGCCACCUCACACCUCCAGAGCAACCCCCUGUCCCACUCGAACCCCCACACCAACAAUCAGCCGCACCACAACGCUCACGCCAACCUCAACACCCACCUCCCCUCCCUUACGCACUCCAACCCCAGUCCCAGCCUCCACUCUCAGUCCGCACCUGUGCUUUACGAGGAGCGCAGCCCGCCCUCCGCCAUGACCCCCCACAAGCGAGAGCUGACCACACAUGCCAUGAGCGCAGGACAUCGUCAGGGGCCCUUGCCUCACUCCCCAUACCCAAAACCCCCUCUAGACUCCUCACCCCAUCAGGAGGACUCUAGUGGCUACUCCCUGGCUCAGCAAUCCUACCAGGGCAUGGGACACCGCUAUCCUGCCCAGGGGGCUCAGGGUAGUGGGGUGCUGUGCCAGCUCCUGGAUCCAGCCAAUGAUGACAGCUUCAGCGUCACCAGCCUGUAACAGCAGGUUCAAUCCAAGCUUUUACAGAUUUGCAAACAUUUUUUUUUCUUUCUUUCUUUUUUUUUUUUCUUUCUUUGUGAGAGACUGUAAAAUGAGGGGUGAGAAUUUAGCUGCCAGCUUUGGACAGUAGAGCUUUAAUUCUCCAGCAUUGACAAUCAAGAUCAACUGAAACGCACAUACUUAAGCAUGCACAUUCACAGAUGCACACAAACACAGACACGCAUGUGCAGAUUAGUUCACUACCUAAACAUGAACACAUAAAAUCAUACAUGUGCGCACUCACUCACAGUCUGCGCUGGAAUGAGGGAACGGCCAUGACGAGCUGACAGAUGAAUACCAGACGCUCACGGACAGAGACAAACCUAUUUGAUCCCUGCUGUGAUUCAUAGAGGACUCUUUUUCUCAGAAGUCUGUAACUCACCAAAUCUUUCUGUUCUGUAUGUCUGCAAUAUAGACGAACAAGAAUCACAUCGCUAUUUCUCCCUUUCUAUUUAUUUUCUGUUUUCUAUCUUUCUGCUAAACCAGCAACCGUGGUCUGCACUCACAAAUCCUGCAUUUCUGUCUUGUGCCCUAAACUGAACCGCAUCUGAGCUCAAAUCAUCUUUUUAAAUACCAUGAGCCUAGCAAAUGUCCCGCUCUGUGCACUCCUUGUGUUGUGUCCCAUAAGAGAAAAGUGGACUAAAUCUGUUUUUGCUCUUGAAAUACCAGCAUCUGUACAUAUGACUCCAGCUCCAAGCCAGGGGGCCUCUCUUUGCUCUGAAGGCCCGUCAUCAACAUGCCCUCCUCUGCGUUCUGCCAUGGUUUCUCUGCUCUGGGGGAGGACUGCAGCAUGGAGACUCAACAUCCUGUGUUUUGCUGUUUUAACUACAAGGGAAAGAGACAUUGAAAUUACACAACGGCCCCAAAGAGACUCUUGUUUUCUGUGUGCGAACGUGAGACAGAGAGUGCAUUCGCGUGACAGCAGUAAUGCAUGUAUUUGUGUGUACGUGUGCAUAUAUGUGUGUGUGUACGGGGUGUGUGUGUGUGUGUGUGUGUGCGUGUGUGCGUGUGUGUGUGCGUGUGUGUGCGCGUGUGUGUGCCUGUGGGGUCAAAAGGAGUGAAGCUCCCCAGACACCAAAGUCUUGGCGGGGCCUAAUUCUUUCUUUCACUCUCUCCCUUCUUUUUCUGUGGUCUUGUGUUGUUUGGUGGUUUUUGUGAUGAAAAAAUUGUAUAUCUGUCUGUUACAUAUCAUGUAUGUAUCUAAGGUGCAAAAUAUUUAAAUACACAUUCUGUUCUUGCCAUUGGUAA
Messenger RNA from Mugil cephalus (flathead mullet), 6848 nucleotides. It is a transcript of the gene ahdc1, whose product is annotated as AT hook, DNA binding motif, containing 1. The record is from RefSeq and is a predicted model, not a curated record. The transcript is spliced from 6 exons. NCBI's taxonomy places the organism in Eukaryota, Metazoa, Chordata, Actinopteri, Mugiliformes, Mugilidae. Bases 906 to 5561 code for a protein of 1551 amino acids.